Molecule: messenger RNA, 1007 nt
Organism: Pocillopora meandrina
Lineage: Eukaryota; Metazoa; Cnidaria; Anthozoa; Scleractinia; Pocilloporidae
Source: the annotation of a GenBank genome assembly
AUGCAUUUGAUGCUCGUAGACAAGCUUGUUCACUGUGGCAAGACUCAGCAAUGGGCGAGGGAAAUUAAGCAGCAACUUCGUUUGUCGAAGCAGUACCUAAAGGGCGACUACAAGGUGGGUGCAUAUUUUAUAAUUAUGCGUUGCCUUUUCAGAAGUGAUGUAGUAAACUUCAUAUUACGAUUCACGGCUACCUCUUUCUUUCUCUCCAAGUCUUCUUUAUACUUAAUUUAUGAAACAGCAGUUUACAAUUCACUGUAAUAAGCUUACACACAUGUAUACAAUGCUGAGAAUCGGUUAAGUAAUCUUUUUGAAAUGUCGAUCAUAUGUGCAUGCGUUGCUUUGCAACUAUACACUGAAUCACGCGCUUGUCAUUUUACUUUUUAUCUUAGGUAUGUGCAGGAGGCCUCAGAGGUUCCCGAUCAUUGUCGAAUUUACGCGCCAAAUGACCCAAGCAAUGCUGAAUUUCGUGGCUCCUGCGACCAUCUCCACAAUGAGUCUUGUGAACAGUGUUAUGACUUACAGGAAGUAUUGCGUACCAUAAAAGAUGAGUGUUCAAGUGCGCUCUCGUCAGCAGAAGAUCAAGCUGACAUGCUGCAUACCAUCAAACAGGCAAGGGAUGAUAUCAUUAGCUGGAAAGCUCAUCAGCUACGUUCAGUCCACCAAGCUGAGGCGAAGCAUUCAGUUUUAGCCAAACUCGACAGCCGAUCGGUGCUGUUAGUCCAGGACUAGGCAAUGAAUUAUAUGCUUCGAAAUAUCGAGAGACACAGUCAGAUUGGUUUGCGAAGCGAAGAUUGCCAUGGCACAUUGUUGUUGCCAUAAGACGGUCAGAGGAUUCUGAGCACUUUGAAUCGCAGACACUUGUUCACGUAUUUCAAAGCUGCGCCCAAGACAGUGUGACUGUGGCUUCGAUAAUGCUUGACUGCCUCACUACCCUGAAAAAGGAAAUUCCAGAGCUGGAAAUGGCUUAUUACAAACAAGAUAACGCUGGCUGGAAAGGGGGUAUGUGA